Messenger RNA from Xyrauchen texanus (razorback sucker), 4546 nucleotides. Its product is annotated as cAMP-dependent protein kinase type I-alpha regulatory subunit. Bases 121 to 1260 code for a protein of 379 amino acids. Gene Ontology annotation, biological process: regulation of protein phosphorylation. The record is from RefSeq and is a predicted model, not a curated record. Gene Ontology annotation, cellular component: cAMP-dependent protein kinase complex. NCBI's taxonomy places the organism in Eukaryota, Metazoa, Chordata, Actinopteri, Cypriniformes, Catostomidae. Gene Ontology annotation, molecular function: cAMP-dependent protein kinase regulator activity. The transcript has 11 exons.
UUGUGAUUGGCCAUAACCUUUUCCGGUGAGCUAUCCAUCCGAGGACUGUGUGAAAGACAGUGUUACGGAGUAAAACAACGUAGACAAACUCAUUGACACGACUCAGGUCAGCAGGUCAUCAUGGCGUCCAGCAGUACGAGCAGUGAAGAGGAGAGGAGUUUGCGGGAGUGUGAGCGCUACGUGCAGAAGCACAACAUCCAGCAGCUGCUGAAGGACUGUAUUGUGCAGCUGUGCACCUCCAGGCCUGACAAGCCCAUGGCUUUCCUCAGAGAGUACUUUGAAAGGCUUGAGAAGGAGGAAGCUAAACAGAUCAUCAGCCAGCAGAAGUCGAGCUCUCGUUCAGACUCCCGUGAAGAUGAGGUCUCUCCUCCCAUGAACCCUGUGGUUAAGGGCCGGCGGCGCCGUGGUGCCAUCAGCGCAGAGGUCUACACUGAAGAAGAUGCUGCUUCUUAUGUCAGAAAGGUCAUUCCUAAAGACUAUAAAACAAUGGCUGCCCUUGCUAAAGCGAUUGAGAAAAAUGUGCUUUUUUCCCAUCUCGAUGACAAUGAGAGAAGUGAUAUAUUUGAUGCCAUGUUCUCAGUCACCUACAUUGCAGGAGAAACUGUCAUUCAACAAGGGGAUGAGGGUGAUAACUUUUAUGUUAUCGACCAAGGUGAAAUGGAUGUGUAUGUCAACAAUGAGUGGGUGACCAGUAUUGGAGAGGGUGGCAGUUUUGGUGAACUGGCUUUAAUCUACGGCACUCCCAGAGCAGCCACUGUUAGAGCAAAGACCAAUGUCAAGCUGUGGGGGAUUGAUAGAGACAGCUAUAGGAGAAUACUCAUGGGAAGCACUCUGAGAAAGAGAAAAAUGUAUGAAGAAUUCCUUAGCAAGGUCUCCAUUUUGGAAUCCCUGGAUAAAUGGGAACGGUUGACUGUUGCUGACGCCCUUGAAACAGUCCAGUUUGAGGAUGGCCAGAAGAUUGUUGUGCAGGGUCAGCCUGGAGAUGAAUUUUUUAUUAUCCUUGAGGGGUCUGCAGCAGUCCUGCAGCGACGGUCGGAGAAUGAGGAGUUUGUGGAGGUUGGAAGACUCGCACCCUCUGACUACUUUGGUGAGAUUGCCCUGCUCAUGAACCGCCCUCGUGCCGCCACAGUGGUUGCUCGUGGUCCACUAAAGUGCGUCAAACUUGACCGUCCCCGGUUCGAACGUGUGCUUGGUCCCUGCUCAGAUAUUCUGAAGAGAAACAUACAGCAGUACAACAGCUUUGUGUCUCUGUCCGUCUGAGAUGCAUUAGGCUCUUUCCUCCUCUAUUGCAGGGUCCACCAAUGCAAAUCUGCUUUAUUUUCAUACUUUUCUUUAUUUACUUUUCCAACACCCAGGUGCCCAUUCACUUCAGUGUUCUCUCUGUCUUUUUUUGGAUUUGUGCUGCACCCUGUCACAUUUGUAUCCGUCGUACAUUUACCAUAAGGCUGAUUGUUUGUUUUGCCUGAGAAACGAGCCAAUUAUUGUGCCACAGAUGCCUGUCAAGUGAACAUAACAAAAAUCUAUCAGAAUUUUCUCUUGCCUCCAAAUUGCAAUUACAAGUUUCUUUGUAACAGUGUUUAGAAUGGAAGGAAAACUUUGGCAAGGCUGACAGUUGUGUAGAGUAUAUUAUGUAUUUUAAUUGAGCCGUUGAAGAGUUUCAGAUUCAGUUUUCCCCCAUUAAUUUCAAGCGUUUGAAUAUAGAGAAGCCAAAGGCAAAUCCAUGUGUGCUAUGUUGUUUUCUUGAGGGUACCAAAGUUUAAAUGUCACCGUGUUUAUGAUGGUCAUCAGCUUUGCUCUUUUAUUGUUAUAGCUGAACAUAUAUAGUGUAUGUAAAUGAUUAUAUAUUAGAAGUAAAUGACCAUAACCAUAUUGUUUUGCACAGUUUGAUAUCUAUAUAUAUACACAUAUAUAAAGAACUCUUUAUAUGCGCCUGAUGUUUUUCCAUUGUGGCAUUUGAUCCCAUAGCAUUGGGGGAACAAGGCUUUUUUUCAUACUCAGUUGGACGUUCUGCUUUUCCUUCAUCCUCCAUGUUGUAUGGACUCUUAUGUAGAGCGGACCAGGAUUAGUCAAAUCCCCUUUUGAAGUUACACUUUUUACACAUUUCCUUCUUUCUGAAAUGCCCUCUGCUGCAAAUGCUUUUGUUUGUGUCCACCACAAAGUUAAUGUUAUUUUAAUUAAUUAUUUUGUUUGGUCAAAGAAAUUACGGUGGAGAGAAGUACAGAAAAGUUACGAUUAUAAUUGUUGAUACAGUUGUUUAAUAGUUAAUAUCGGGAGAGUUACAGAAAUUUAACAGUUGUGGUUAACGGAGUAUUUGUUUUAUACUUGUCUGUAAAAACUGAGCUGGUGAUGCUUUGUGACUGAGAAUGUGAGUAUCCUCUUUUUACGCAGCAGGAAGUGACUACUUGGUGACCUCCUUGGCCCACAGAGAUUUUUCCCAUUAGCUUCUCUCUCUCUCUAUGAGAUUGCAUGUAAACGUCUUUGAAAUCCCAAAUGUUAUUCUUUCUCAUUUGUUAGCUGAAUAAACUAAACCACAUCCAAGUAUGUGGAUAAUUGGGGGAGGGCUAUGAAUUUGCUAUUUGUUUUCAAAUUUUAAAUGUCCUUUUUAUUUUGUCUUCAGUUUUAGAUAAUUUAUGCUACUCAUAAUUAAAUAAGUCUUAAAACAGAGACAGUAUUUACCACUUGUGUUGAGUUCACAGUGUAUGUAUGGCAUUAGGUUUGGAAUCCAUACAAUAUUAUGAAAAAGACUCCACCACCACCUUAAUCUCUAAUCAGAUAUUGGUCUUUAUUAAUUGGGUUCUCCGAGCUGUGUUGUACAGUUUUAUUGGGUGGUACAAUAUAGUGUUAACAGUUGCAAAAUUUAAAUUGUUGUCACACUUGUAUUAUUUCGAAUGAAUUGGUUUGUAUUUUAACUUUGUGAUUUUAUUCCAUACGUCUUUGUUAUACAGACAUGUAGUAUACAGAUACACAGCUGCUUUAUACCGCAGACUCAUGUUAUUGCAAGUGCCAGAUUUAUUGUUUUGAUUUUGCUUUCCCCGUAAUAUAUUCAUAACUGCUCUGUCAGCUUGAUACCUGUAUUACUUUUAAACUUUAAUAUUUUAUUUCAUCCUUAUGUGGUCUCCAUAACAGUAUAAUUGAUUAGUAGGCCAGAGUUAUAUAUUCAGAUGUAAAGCUCCAGUAAUUUGGGGUGUGCACAGAACUUUCCCAAAAUUGCUUUGAAAUCUGUGAUUGGAAAUCAAGAUUAUUCCACCAAAUACAGAUUUCUGAACUCUUCCUAAGUUAAAACAUUUGUGAUGUGUUUAAAAAAUGAAUAUGAACUUGUUUUCUUUGCAUUAUUCGAGGUCCGAUAACACUGCAUCUUUUUUGUUAUUUUGACCAGUUCAUUUUCUGCAAAUAAAUUCUGUAAAUGACAAUUUUAUUUGGAAUUUGGGAGAAAUGUUGUCAGUACUUUUUAGAAUAAAUACAAAAAAAAUGUAUGUUACUCAAACAUAUACCUAUAAAUGGUAUAUCAAGAGAAACUGAAAAUUUGGAGUGGUCUCAAUUUUUUCCAGAGCUAUAUAUGUAGUUUGUUUUCAUUUUAAGUAUCUGGGUUUGCCCUACUAACCAAAUUGACAUAUUUUGUUUAAUUUUUCCUCUCCUGUUGUCAUUCCAUGACAGUUGAUUUGGCAUGUCAGUGCAACUGUCUAAAAUAAGAUUUUUGCUUACAUGCUCAGAUUUCUGCCACUCUAGUUCCAAGAUUUUAUUUGAAAUUCAGAAUCAGAAAAAUUGUGGUGCUGUAGCUUCAAAACCAAUUGCAGGGGAUAUUUCAAAUACGAUAUAGCCUUUUGAUUAACUGUUCCACUGUAUUUUCAAGUGGCUUAUGCCUUAUGAUGGGGUGGAAUAAAUUAACAUGUUUAAUUGUUUAUAAUGAGUUGGUAUGUGUUGUCCUCAUAUUGUAAACUGUGACACCAUUUGAUUUAAUUGCUUAGCAGUGUACGGAUUAUAGCUCGUGCACUGUCCAAUUAACUUUAUUGUUUGGCUGUGCAGAAUUGAUGUUGCAGUUUUUGUCAACUAAAAGGAACUAUCAAUCUUUUGCCAUUUGUCUUUUGUUCUGUGAAAAGAUUUAAUGGUUUUGUACCACCACAAUUGCAACUUUUUCUUUAUUUUAUUAUAAUUUACAACAACUCCAGGCCCUGUAUCUUCAAGAACAUUCAGUGGUACAUUGGAAAGGUGUUUGUAUUAGCCCCUCAUACUUUUGUGUAUCUUGCUUCUCAUUCCCUAUGACUUCCGCUGGUGUUUUCUUCUGAAUUAUGUUAUAGUAUCUACAGGGGAAUUUAUAUAUUUGGUCUUAAGCUUUGUCAUCAAGGCUUAGAGUCUCCAAUUCACAUGUUCUUCAGCUGUUCAGUUUGUCAAACCCUCAGCACAGAGAGGUAUAAAAUGUCAGAGGACCAUUUUUCUAUUAUUCUUUUUCUAUAACUGUAUACGGUUUGAUUUCGUUGGAUGUACUCAAGUUGUAACCCUUUUGGUAUAGAUUGUCCCAAUGGCAGGUCAAGCAAUAAAAUGAUUAAUU